AUGGCGCAAUCACCCCAGGAUCUCAAGAUCGCCAUCCUUGGCGCCGGUAUGGGUGGUUUGACCUGUGCUCUGGCGCUGGCGAAAGAAGGAUUCAAACACAUCGAUGUCUUCGAAUAUGUGGCUGAUCUGGGCUUCGUUGGAGCUGGUAUCCAACUCGCUCCCAAUAUGGCUCGGGUCCUCGACAGGCUGGGCGUAUGGAAGGAAAUCGAGGCCGAGGCAGUAGAGAUCAAGGACACCAGUGUUCGCGUUGGCGCAGCGGAUUUUGAACUGGCUCACGUCGAGCUGGGAUAUAUCAAAGAGACGUAUGGUUAUCCCCACAUGGUUGGCCAUCGCCACUCGUUGGCUAGUGGCCUGUACAACGGCUGUCUUCGCUAUCCCGAGCAGAUUAAAUUCCAUUUCUCGACAAGCGCCGAGAGUGUCAGCUCGUUCGGUCCGCGUCCGUCUUUCACCGCGGUGCCCCGCGAUGGCACCAGUUCCUACCAGGUCGAGGCGGAUGUCCUUCUCGGCGCAGAUGGGAUUAAAAGCAAAUCGCGCGUCGCGAUGCUCGAGAAGCUGGGCAUCACAGCCAAUAUGAAAGAUACUCACCAGGCAGCGUACCGGAUCAUGAUCCAUCGGGAUCAGGUCAAGGAUGACCCGGAGCUUCUAGCCCUGAUCAGUAGCAACCGAGUGAUACGCUGGAUUGACGAGAAGCGGCACAUCAUCGCCUACCCGGUCUCUAGCAAUACCAUCUACAACCUCUCCACGACCCAACCCGAUAGCAACUUCGCCGCCGCGACCAAUGCCACCUACACCACCAAGGGCUCCAAGUCCGCCAUGCUGGGCGUCUUUGCCGAUUUCUGCCCCAUGGUUCAGCGCAUGCUUAACUACGUGCCUGAGGGUGAAGUGUGCGAAUGGAAGCUGCGCGUGCACGAGCCCCUGCCCACCUGGGUACACGAGCAGACUGCUCUUGUCGGCGACGCAUGCCAUCCCACACUUCCACAUUUGGCGCAGGGGGCCGCGCAGGCCAUCGAGGACGGCGCCACAAUUGCCAUCGCUCUGCGGCGCAUGCCAGAUACACAAUUCACGACCAUUACCCGGGCGUUGAAGGUGUACGAGAAGGUGCGCAAGGACCGGGCAUAUGCGCUGGUGGAAAUGGCGGCGGCCUCGGGCCGGGCGCUGCAUCUAGGCGACGGAGCAGCCAAGGAGGAGCGGGACAAGCAGUUCGCGACCCUGCGGCAGGGCAAGGGGCCAGUGCCGGAUAAAUGGGCGGAUGCGGAUGUGCAGCGGGAAAUCUACGGGUUCGACUGCCAGAAAGUGACGGAGGAGAAGUUCGACGAAUACUUUGCGUAA
Aspergillus clavatus NRRL 1 is the source of this 1329-nucleotide messenger RNA. RefSeq names its product putative monooxygenase. Gene Ontology annotation, molecular function: FAD binding; monooxygenase activity. The transcript is spliced from 2 exons. Bases 1 to 1329 code for a protein of 442 amino acids. Gene Ontology annotation, biological process: secondary metabolite biosynthetic process. Lineage: Eukaryota; Fungi; Ascomycota; Eurotiomycetes; Eurotiales; Aspergillaceae. The record is from RefSeq and is a predicted model, not a curated record.